This is a messenger RNA of Fusarium venenatum, 1017 nucleotides long. RefSeq lists its product as uncharacterized. The record is from RefSeq and is a predicted model, not a curated record. NCBI's taxonomy places the organism in Eukaryota, Fungi, Ascomycota, Sordariomycetes, Hypocreales, Nectriaceae.
AUGGAGAAAGUUGGGGAAACAGCAACUGGUACCCGACGACACGCAUUGCAGCUGUUCAGAGAGAAUGCCGGUAUGACCCACGUCAACGCACUGCUGCAAGACCAUGAAUUCCCGGACACAAGAGUCAAAAUUGCAGGGCUGAUCAGAAGAGAGAGACAUUCUGAUGUUUACUCUGUAUACAUCGACGAGGAUGGCUCGUCUCUGGAUCAAAGGGCAGAGGCUCGAGCAUUCAUCCUAAACGGAGUGCCAGCAGAGCUGAGGAGACAUCGAACACGGUGCAUGCGCCGCUUGCGCCAUCGAGCCUUGCUGGAGGCACCCUUUCGUGGCGCCAUGGUAACGGUUUAUGAAACCAUACAAUCUGAAAAAGAAGACCAAGUUAUGGAAAUGACGGAGCACAACGAACAAGCAAAGCGUGUUCGACAGCGGGAAAAACGCCGAGUGAACAGAAAGCAAAAAGCGGAAAGCAAAACUCUAGAAGAUGCCCCCGAAAGUGCCCAGCUUCUAGACGAAAAUAAACCAGUGUAUGCACCAGAGCUAUCAGAUCGGGAGACACACUUGUCUGCUGCUGUCAUGUUACGUCCGUGUUACGACGAUCAGGGCAAAAAUCGCCUCGGCGACAUUGGACCUAAGUUGCGCCUCUUGCAUGAAAUAAGGAGUCGAAGUCCCAAACUUGAAGAAUUUUGGAAAUUAUUGGCGAUUACGCGUGGCAAAACCCGGUGGCUACAACCCACUGUGGAACCUAUUACUGGCGUUGAGAUAAUGUGCGAUUUAAUGGAUAAUCAUAUCGCAAUGCAGAGGUUUGUGGAACAAAUACACAAACACCUUUCGGAAAUGUCUUAUCACCAGCUAUCGUCGGGAAUAUGCAUCAUUCUAUCAAACGUUUCCAACCAAGAACAGCAUGCGACUAGCAGAAACGGCCGACUCGAAACUCUCCGAUACAUACAAUCAGGCUUGAUCGUUUUGCUGAGGAAGAUGCAAGCAGUGUACAAACUCAUGAAGGACAAGUUUUGGAAAUAG